Messenger RNA from Hydra vulgaris (swiftwater hydra), 1144 nucleotides. RefSeq lists its product as uncharacterized. The record is from RefSeq and is a predicted model, not a curated record. NCBI's taxonomy places the organism in Eukaryota, Metazoa, Cnidaria, Hydrozoa, Anthoathecata, Hydridae.
UCAAUAUAAUAAACAAGUUUGCCAACUAUACUGGCGUGCAAUAAUUUUUCUUAAAUAUUGCCUUUAAUUGUAACUCAAUAUAAAUUUAAUUGUAACAAAUGGAAUCAAUUUUAAAAUUAAUACCAAGGGUAGUUAUGCUAUCAAUUUUUGUCUGUUUGACUGGGUUUUCAUGUCAACCAAGCUUGAUUAAUUGGGAAUUAAAUAACGAAAUGGAAAAACUGCUUGGAGAAAUAAAAAUUGAAAAUAUAAAAGAGAAAAACGAAGCCACUAUAGAAAAGCAAAUUGACGCGAAAAAAUUGUUUGAUAACACUUUUCUUAAACCUAAGCCAAUCGAAAAGAUUUUAGAUAUUGAAGACAACGAAGACGAAAUAAAAACUCAAAUUGAAACUCGAAAUCGAAUCGUGAGAGAAAAAUCUGAACUUAUAAAUAAAUUAAUUAGUAACCAUUUAAACCGAGUUAUUCAAAUCAGAGAUGAGCUUUCAAGACGAAGGUCGUUAGCAAAAAGUGAUUAUAGAGGCACUGUACCCCCAGGACUUCAUGAUGAACCAAAAUAAUGUAACUAGUUUUCGACCAAAGAAUUUAACAGGGAAAAUAAAAAAUUUAAUUUGGCCACUAUUUAUUUUAUAAAUUUCAAAUAAACAUGUGAUCUACGACGUCAUAAACAUUUAAUAAAUUUAAAGAAACGUGAUCAACUACGGCAUAAACAUUUUAUAGUAAUGUGUUAAUAAAUGAAAAAUAUGUAAAAUUUCAAAAUGCUUUCACAUGCUGUUUUAUUCCAGCAUGCUGUUUUAUAUAUAUAAACGUUAAACAUUACAAAGUUUGGUUUACCCAAAACGAUCAAAACUAAUAGCUAUAGUUUAAAAUACACAGUUGACAUUGCGCAAUUGACGUUACACAGUUGACAUUACACAAUUGACGUUACACAGUUUACGUUAAACAACACGUCAAGCCUUUUUUCAAGGCCACUUAAAUGCAUUGAUCAUUUAAUACAGUCUUUUUUACCGUCAAACAAAUACAAUCUGACAAACGUGAUGCUGUUGUAUAUAUGCAGUUAUAAUAUAUAUAUGAUGUAUAUUUAAUAUAUGAUUUUUAUGUAAUGUGUUGCAAAUGAUGCGCACGAAAUAUAUAAAUGUUUUGAAGUUUA